Molecule: messenger RNA, 426 nt
Organism: Neurospora hispaniola
Lineage: Eukaryota; Fungi; Ascomycota; Sordariomycetes; Sordariales; Sordariaceae
Exons: 1
Coding region: 1-426 (141 amino acids)
Source: RefSeq, a predicted model, not a curated record
AUGACCAUGGCUUCUCUUUGGAGCCAUAACAAAGCCCAAAGCCUUUCCAUUCCUUCUCGCUGCUGCUGCUGCUGCGUCGUCUUGUGGAAACUGGACUUGGCCUUCCUUCUUUACAAAGCGCUCGACCAAAACCCGUUCCGCUCAUUCACAAUGUCAUGCCAGUGUGCUACUUGCACGUCUGGUGAGGUCAGAUGGCCCAGAGACUUGGCGCGCCGUACCUGCGAUGCAGCCAACCAGAGCAGGCAGAAGAGGGGUUGGGGCUGGGGACCUGGGAAGGGGAGGCAACAAAACGGGAGGCCAGGGUCGGGAGGGAGCUUUUUCCUUGUGGAAGGCAGAAUGACAAGUGACAGUGACAGUGACAUGGAGCUGAGCAAGGGGAGAGCAGCUCAAAGCAACGCAAACAGAGAACUAGUAGGGAGCAUCUAG